CGUGUAUUUAUAGCCAAAAAAAGAGAUUCCUGCACACAUGUAUCCCGUACCAAAACCUGAGCGAGGUCUAUAAUCAAAAACUGGGAAUGGAAGGAGGUAUGGAUGUAGACAUCAAACGUAUCAUCACCGGAUAUAAACGCAGUGCAGAAUUGACUAGCACAGUAAGAUAGAAUGUCACAAUCGUUGAAACCAUACUUAACGGCCGUAAGAUCUUCAUUAACAGCAGCCAUAUGUUUAGAAGAUUUCUCUUCACAAUUGGUGGAGAGACAUAAUAGGCCAGAAAUAGAGGUGGAUAAUACUCAUAAUCCUGAAUUAAUAUUAAAUCCUAUGAUUAUUGCUCGUAAUGAAAAUGAAAAGAUCUUAAUUGAACCAUCAAUUAAUUCUGUUAGAGUAUCAAUAAAGAUUAAACAAGCAGAUGAAAUAGAACAAAUUCUAGUUCAUAAAUUUACCAGAUUUUUAACUUCAAGAGCAGAAAAUUUCUUUAUAUUAAGAAGAAUCCCAAUAAAGGGUUAUGAUAUCUCAUUUUUAAUAACAAAUUUUCAUACUGAACAAAUGUUAAAGGAUAAAUUAGUUGAUUUCAUUAUAGAAUUUAUGGAAGAUGUAGAUAAAGAAAUCAGUGAAAUGAAAUUAUUCUUAAAUGCUAGAGCCAGAGUCAUUGCUGAAUCUUAUUUGACUCCAUUUGAUUAGAUAUGUAUGUCUCAUAUAUAAUGUAUAUGAUUAUGUAAAAAAAAAAUGAAUAAAUGAUUUGAAAUCAUAUUAAU
Scheffersomyces amazonensis is the source of this 761-nucleotide messenger RNA. RefSeq names its product Arc19p (gene ARC19). NCBI's taxonomy places the organism in Eukaryota, Fungi, Ascomycota, Pichiomycetes, Serinales, Debaryomycetaceae. The record is from RefSeq and is a predicted model, not a curated record. The coding region runs from base 172 to 687 and encodes 171 amino acids. Gene Ontology annotation, cellular component: actin cytoskeleton; Arp2/3 protein complex. Gene Ontology annotation, biological process: actin filament polymerization; Arp2/3 complex-mediated actin nucleation. Gene Ontology annotation, molecular function: actin filament binding. The transcript has 2 exons.